Molecule: messenger RNA, 1505 nt
Organism: Eutrema salsugineum
Lineage: Eukaryota; Viridiplantae; Streptophyta; Magnoliopsida; Brassicales; Brassicaceae
Product: tRNA pseudouridine synthase A
Exons: 10
Coding region: 130-1236 (368 amino acids)
Biological process (GO): tRNA pseudouridine synthesis
Molecular function (GO): RNA binding; pseudouridine synthase activity
Source: RefSeq, a predicted model, not a curated record
ACAAAUCGAUUAGCCCAAGCGUGAGCAAAGAUUAAACAAACAUCCAAACGCUUUCAUAUUUUUCUUAAACCCUUAGGCAUUGGCACUGGGCUUAGACUGUUAAGGGAAGAAAAAUCUGUGUGAGCUAUAAUGUCCGGUAAUCUGAAGCAUCCUCUUGAUUCUUCAGCUUCUCAAGAAUCACUCGAGAGACUUUCAAAGGUUGCGAGAUUCGACGGAUUCAGUGACGAAGAAGAGGGAGAAGAAGCAGAGGAACGACAAGGAUUGGUCGUCUCGGAGCCGGAGCUAUCUAUGAACCCAAGAGUGCAGCGUUACUUGGUAGCUAUUGAGUAUAUCGGAACUCGCUUCUCGGGGUCACAACAGCAAGCUACGGACCGCACGGUCGUCGGCGUAUUGCAGGAGGCUUUUCAUAAGUUUAUUGGCCAGCCAGUUAAGAUCUUCUGCUCAAGUCGAACGGAUGCAGGAGUGCAUGCACUGUCUAAUGUUUGCCAUGUGGAUGUUGAACGCAUCAGUAAAAGAAAGCCCGGUGAAGUGUUACCACCUCAUGAACCUGGUGUGGUCCAGAGAGCUGUGAACCACUUUUUACAGAGAAAUGACGGUGAUGUUAUGGUGAUUGAUGUUCGGUGUGUCCCAAGUAAUUAUCAUGCCAGAUAUAAGGCCCGGGAGCGCACAUACUUCUACCGCUUGCUAUCGGGGUCGGAUCCUUUAUCCAUCCUCGAAAAAGACCGUGCCUGGCAUGUUCCUGAGGAGUUAGAUCUUCGCUCGAUGCAGGAAGCAUGCAGAGUUCUUGUUGGAACUCAUGAUUUUAGCUCCUUCAGGGCAGCUGGUUGCCAGGCAAAGUCACCUAUCAGAUCUUUAGAUGAACUAAACGUCACUGAGGUACCAUCAACUCCAUAUUUUCCAUCUAUCACGGAAAGGACGCCGAGUUACCUAAACAAUGGAGAUCCUCUCGCAUGUUCCAGUCAAGCCAAGACUGAGACUGCUGGUGUUUCUACAGAUGGUGGUGAUACUUUUGGUGUAAGGAGACGACACCGCUGCUAUGUAGUAACAGCUCGUGGCCGCGCUUUUCUUUACCAUCAGGUUCGACUGCUUGUAGCAGCACUUAAAUGUGUAGGCACGGGAGAGUUGACGGUCUCAGACGUUGAACGAAUCCUGAAGGCGAAGACAGUGACUGCAGCCAAACCCAUGGCUCCUGCAUGUGGUCUGUAUCUCGCGCGUGUCAAGUAUGAAUUUCCAUGAGGAGGAUUUAAGUUUCAAUUAAUUUCUGCAACAAUGGGCGAGGAGGAGUCACAGAAUGGGAUUUGUUCAGAAGCUUAGUUGAUGAGAAUUGCCGAGAUCUGAAGUGGAUGCAAGAGAUUCCAACUCCUUGAGUUAUGAAUCUACUGAACUGGAAAUAUUGAUUUAUGGUGGUGACUUUCACUGUAUCUCACAUCAUUAUGAAAGUUUUGAUCUUCUUUUCAUUCAUUCAUUCCGUUUAAGUAGCAAACGAGAUACAAUUUGGGUUCCAA